CCACAAGUCGGUUCAACGCUUUUAUUUCUCUUUUCUCCAUUUCAAAACCUGUCCCCUCUUCAUCUACUUAUACACACGCAUAUACUUACAACUAUACACUCCCUCGAAACUCACAAAAAUGGCGGACCGAGGCUUAAAAGUGAUCGACGGAGCAGACCUUCGAUCCACCGAUCUCACUCUGCCGGAGCUUACUUCCACCGUCACCGGCGAUCAUCUCAUCAAACUCGUAGAAUCCGCCGUUUCCGCUUCACUCUUUGGCCUUACAUUGCCGGAAUAUCUCAAGUCUUCAGCUCUCCGCCGUCUCGACAUCGGCGAGUCUUUUGCGACCAAGGAGUUUCAAGUCGACGAAGCUCGUGUUGUUGCUAAAGACUUUAUCGCCGCCAUCGCCGAUCAACUUCAAGAUGAUCCUCUUGUUGUAGCUGUUCUAGAUGGGAAACCUAUUAGUAUGUUUUUGGAGGAUGAAGAUGAUUUUGCAAUGUUGGCAGAAGAUCUUUUCACUGAUUUAGAUACCGAAGAUACAGGAAAGAUUAGUAAAAAGGAAAUAAGAAAUGCUCUAGCCUGUAUGGGUGUUGAAAUGGGCAUUCCUCCUCCUUCAGAGUUUCCGCCUUUAAAUGAAAUCUUAAAGAAGCAUGGAGCAGACGAAGACAAGCAACUGGGGCAGGCACAAUUUGCACUAGUUCUGCAGGCAAUUCUGCAAGAUCUGGCAGAUGCUUUGGCUAAGAAGCAUAUUGUCAUUAUCCAGAACAUCAAGAUCAGUAAUGGAUCUAAGCUAAUUAAGCUAUUGGCCAAUGAAAAGCUUUUGAACAACACAAUAGAUAAGAUAUUGCAGGACAGCCAUUUAGGGAACGAUGAGCCAACUGAACAAGUAAUUAGGCAAUAUCUCGAGGAAAAUGGUGGGGAAUUAGGGUUGCCACCAAAAGCAGCUGAUGAUGAUGUGAUUCUUUUGUAUGAUUCUAUAUUUGCUAAUGUAGUUACUAAAAAGCAGAGUACUUCAGAGUCAGAGAAGGACGAUUUUAAACUUCUGAUGAUAGAGAUUCUUGGAAAAUUCGCAGAGCAGCUUGAAAUUAAACCUGUUCUUCAUGAUAUUGACAACUGAAGUCUGAAGGGUGAUCGAGCGGGCAACACUUCCUAUCUGUAUUGUUGGCCACUUAUGUUUCGAUAUCAUAUAUAUGUAUACAUUAUAUACUGGAUUUACUUGGGGACAUAUAUCAUGUAACUAACUGAUACAAAAUAUUACAGCAAAAGACUUAUGCAAGUUUACAAGUCCAUGCAACUUUUUAUUUUC
Messenger RNA from Daucus carota subsp. sativus, 1285 nucleotides. RefSeq lists its product as uncharacterized. Bases 119 to 1096 code for a protein of 325 amino acids. Gene Ontology annotation, molecular function: calcium ion binding. The record is from RefSeq and is a predicted model, not a curated record. Lineage: Eukaryota; Viridiplantae; Streptophyta; Magnoliopsida; Apiales; Apiaceae. The transcript has 4 exons.